This is a messenger RNA of Penicillium salamii, 999 nucleotides long. The record is from the annotation of a GenBank genome assembly. Lineage: Eukaryota; Fungi; Ascomycota; Eurotiomycetes; Eurotiales; Aspergillaceae.
AUGAACUCGACAACCUGUGUCAUUGAAGCGAAUCCAGAUGUGUCUGGAGUCGGUAUUCGCAUAUCCAUUUAUGCCCUCUGCCUGGGUGGGUCAAUAGUAAGCUAUUUGCUUCGCGUUUUUGCACCAGGAGAGGAUCAAGAGGAAUUCUCGCGAGGUGUCUCCUCCGCCCUCGGCAUGCAAGGCCUCGCCCUCCUCUGUACAGCAAUCUACCAGACCGUCAAGGGCGACCUAACGCUCUUCCACGCCAUAUGUGUCGUCCAUCUUCUCGCUAUCCUAGGCAUUGACCUAGUCAACAAGGGACGAUACGCAGGGCUUGGUCCCUGGAGACUAUACUUCUUUGCCUUUCUUCAGGUUCUGGCAUUGGGGGCUUUCCUCGCUUUCAACAUCUAUGUCUGGGUCACGGCGCCUCAUUUCGGUAGCCAGCCCGAAUGCAACGGUGAUACCGUGUAUGUUGUGUUUGGAAUCAGUAUUACAGCUGUAUCGCCUGUCUUCCGAUACAUCAUCCUUGGGACCCUGGGGUUGGUAGUGGCAAGUUACGCCAUUGUUUUCAUAUGUAUGUUGCCGUGCCUGUGUGUGUACUACGGGAAUCGCAAACGGAAUCCCCCGAGUGGCAACAGAAUCGAAGGCCAAACGAGGGGAUGGAUCAACUGGUUUGUAGAAGUCAAUUCUCCGGCAUACCAGAGAGAUCCAGGGCCACCAGAGAGACUGCAUGGCCAAGCCUUGCUCAAAUACACACUGAACAGGGUGGCUUACUGCUCCUUUUGCGUGUAUUUGAUUGUUUCAUUGGAGCAGACUAUCCAACGUAACGAGCUUGACCCCGAAGAAAAGGGUUGGACCUUCGGCCAGGUCAUUGCGAUUUUCUUGCUGUUGGGUGUCGCGAACGAGCUGCUUAAUGUUUUCCUGGCAGGUUGGGACAGAAGGCAAGGCGAAAGUUUGCCUCAGAUGCAAUCGAGGCCAAGUGCGGGAAAUUCUGUAUCUUCUUUGCCUCUUCGAAUUUGA